Messenger RNA from Aedes albopictus (Asian tiger mosquito), 4615 nucleotides. RefSeq lists its product as uncharacterized. Gene Ontology annotation, biological process: synapse organization. Gene Ontology annotation, cellular component: neuron projection membrane. The transcript has 7 exons. NCBI's taxonomy places the organism in Eukaryota, Metazoa, Arthropoda, Insecta, Diptera, Culicidae. The record is from RefSeq and is a predicted model, not a curated record. The coding region runs from base 475 to 1869 and encodes 464 amino acids.
ACGGCGACAAAGUGUAAAGCGUGAAAGUGUAUAUCAUUAUUAAUGCCACGUUUUAUUUCGCCUAAUUUUUUACCGUUAUGUUUUUCGUCGUCCUCGGUUAACUACCUUAGCACGACUCAUUCGAUAACGAGGAGGGGAGCAGCAGCCUAGUUGUGAAAUACGCUCCCGCGAGGAAGUUUCCCUAAUGAGGGCAAUAAAUCGGCGCGAAAACGAACACGAAGUGCGUGUCGCCGCGGAAAAACAAGCGCCCGAAUAAACCCCGACCGACCGACAUCAUCCUAACGAGGUCGCAUCUAUCACAGGACGGUGACGACGUCGACGGGAGGAAACAGGUGAAAAAAAUCGUGCACGAUCCAAAUCACGCCAAAAGACGAACGGUCGUGCAUAAAAACAGAAACGAAAUCGGAAUUAGGAGAAAAAUAUAACACCCGAAGAAUUAAAGCCUAAAUAGCACUGGAAAAGAGGUGAAGAAAAAUGAACUCGUUCACAAUCACGACACAGUCAGCGCCACCCCGAUCGCAAAGGACAUUCCCACGGUGGCGGUGGCGAACUUUAUCGAUGGCCGCGGCGCUACUGGCGUUGAUGUGUAGUGGGCGGUUGGUUGGAGGUGUGGCAGAACCGGAGCCGCAGCGAAGAGCUAGUGAACAUGCUGGGAGGAAUACAAGUGGCAGCAGCAGCAGCAGUAGUGGUCAGGAUGGGACCGAUCGAGGGCAUUUGUACGGUAUCCCACCAUCCUCAUCCGCCGCCGCCGCCGCCGUUGGAUUACCAUCCUCGUCAUCAUCAGCGACGUCGUCCUCGUCGUCAGCAGUAGGCGCAGCCAGUGGAAGUAGUAGCUCCGGGAGUUCGGCGGACAAGCCGUACUUCGACGACGUCAACUCGCGGAAUGUAACGACGGUGCUGGAGGACACCGCCGUACUCAAGUGCCGCGUCAAACACAAAGGCGACCGAACGGUUUCCUGGAUGCGCAAGCGGGACCUUCACAUACUGACGUCCAACAUCUACACCUACACCGGAGACCAGCGGUUUUCGGUGAUCCAUCCGCCGGACUCGGACGAUUGGGACCUGAAGAUCGAGUAUGCCCAGCUGAAGGACAGUGGCAUCUACGAGUGUCAGGUCAACACGGAACCGAAGAUCAAUCUGGCGGUGUACCUGGACGUGACAGAGGACCGGGAUUUUGUGCAAGCAUCGGGAGGCAACCAUUUCUUGGGACCCGCGGGACUAGACUUUCUCUCGACAGCAGCCCGGGCCAAAAUUAUCGGCUCGCAGGAGGUGCACGUGAAGAAGGGCAGCACCAUCUCGCUGUCCUGCGUUGUGAACGUCCUGGCGUCGUCCAUCUCGUGGUACCACGGAUCGUCGGUGGUCGACUUCGAUUCGGCCCGCGGAGGCAUCAGCCUGGAAACGGAGAAAACCGAAACCGGCACCAGCAGCCGCCUGAUGUUGACACGGGCCACCCUGCGGGACUCGGGCAACUACACCUGCGUUCCCUCGGGGGCCAUCUCCGCCAGUGUACAGGUUCACGUUCUGAACGGUGAACAUCCAGCUGCAAUGCAGACAAGCAACGGAGUGCUGCUCUGUUCGUCACGAUACGUACUAGUUUUUGUACUGCUUGCAGCCCUAAAUAGUUGUAAUUUAAGUAAAUUAAUCUCCUUCAUAUCAACAACCCUACUCGGAACGGAAAGGCAACUGCGCUGUGCGGUCUUGCUGGUGGCGUCAACGGCAUCAGUCAGAUUCGUUGCCGGUUUUUCGCCCUCCCGCGGUAGCAACUGUUUCAAAAUCCGAACAUGCUCCACCAGCAGCAGCACUUUUUCCAGCUCGCAAAUUAGCUUACAAAGCUUGAACGAAGCCCCGACGCUGGAGCAGAAAAGAUGAUCCCCACGCUAGCUAAAAUAUCGUUAAUCCCAUCCAACAACGAGGUAUCCUUCUAGAAAAUAAAAACUUCUCAUCGGCGGCGUCAUCACCUGGCCCCCAGCCAGGCCCCAUUCUCAUCCGAUGAGUUCCCCUUCAUCAGCUUUGCGUCAUCCAACCGGCGUCGGACGGUUCAUGCGAGCGUCAGAGGUCAUCCUUGUGAAUAAGAACCCGAUUACCAACUAAACUGUAGUGAAUAAGCAUAAAGAGUAAACUCAUCUGGACCGGCUCAGAAAAAAGUGAGAUUCCUUCUACGACAAAAACUAGAUGUAGUGUGUACCUAAUUGGAAAGAGAACUUUUUCUAAUACUCAACCAACACCUGUAAUUUCUGGAUUGUCUGAUACGGGGUUGUACUGUUUACUGUUCGGAGAAAAGGGAAAGUGACAAUUAGAUGGUUUCUGUUUUUCUUCUGUGGAUGUUCAACUGGAAGAAGAUGGCUCAAUAUGCAGAGUAAAAUGGUACAAAAUUUGUAAAUUCGUGAUAUCUGGGAGGCAUCUGGGAGGAUAUGCUUCUCUCAAGUGCUCAACAUAAGUCCGUUGUUCGGAAUUACGGCACCCAAAGAAAAAAGAAAAUACGAACAACAGGAAAAUCAUAAAAACCAAUAAAUUACCAUUACACACGGAGACAAAUUUCGUUCGUUUGAAACAAAAAUAUUCAUGUUUAUUCGGUAAACUGAUAAAAUUUUUGAAACUAUAAUAUUAAUUUUUAAAACUAACUCAAUAACAUAUUGAUUUUUACAAUACCCAUUGAAGAGCUCCCCGUUCCGCCGUCGAGAACAUAAACAAAACUCUCAAGUUCCAGCUGCAGCACCAAACAAGAUUUCCUCUUGCAAAAAAAGGCAAGUUUCACCAAAAGUUUCCACGAAAUCCCAUUGAUUUCGGGAGCGUAUGUUAUCUACAUGAUGCUGGCAUUGAAAGUGCCACGCGGGAAGUGGGUUUUCCUAGAGAAGGAAAUGACUUUGUAAAUUUGAUUGGAAAACAAAUUAUCCGUAGGGCCGACCUGCCACAAAAAAACAUUUUUUUUUACAUUUGUUUCUAACAUAACCUGUCAGAAGAUGCAUGUUUGUUUCAAAAAUGGAUUAAAUUUGCUUCAAAUGUGACGUUCGAUUUGCUCCAAACAGUUUUAUUUUUGUUGCCAGAACAAAUAGAGAAUUUAUUUGAGUUUACCUGAAAUAUUUUUGAUUUUACCGUGCUUUUUUCUGCGUGCAUGAUAUUUUUGCUUGCUUUUUGCCUAGUUUAUAAAUGCUACUGAUUCUACUACAAAUUAAAUUAAGAAUCAAUCUUCGAAGUCUGCAACUCUGUUGUAGCUACUGUUCGUGUUUGAAAAUCAACUCUGAAAUUAGCUCUGCCAAUUAACUUCAGAUCUGAAUUGAGGGGCCCAGAAUCAAAGGGGUGUAAGUGACCAUUUUGUCGAUUUUGAGCUAAGCAUAUCCAAAAGUUCUUCAGAUUUCAAGCUUUCAGAAACUUUUUAAAGAUUAUUUUUACGAUGAUUAGAAAAAAUACAAUAAACCGUAGAAAAUUGGGUAAGAUUGUUCGAAGGAAAAAGUGAAAAAGAAGCGUGUUUGGGGCAGUUGCGAUGGGGAUCUCGGUCGCGUUGCAUUGUUCGAAGGAAAAUGUGAAAAAUGACGCGUGUUUGGGGCGGUUGCGAGGGGGUUCUCGAUCAGGUGGCAUUGUUCGGCGGAAAAAAAACGAAAAGUGACGCGUGUUUGAGGCAGGUGCACAUUGUCCUUCCUUGAAGCGAUAAAAAUGGAUGCACACUUUGUAACCAACAGUAUUGCAGAAAAUUGAAUCAGACAAGGAGUGGUUGCGGUCAUUCGACGACAUGAAACAGGGUGAGAUCAUUCCGAUUUUUUUUUCUUUACAUCCUAGAAGGAGUUGGGGUAAUUUCGCCAAUGCUUUUUCAUGAGGACUCCUGGAGUCUGGUAAUAUUUGCAAAUUAAUCUUGUAUCUUUGGUGCUGGCCUAAUAUUGAAGCAAUAAAAUGUUAGAAGAAAAUAAUUGCAGCUCACAACAAUCAAUGAGCAAAUUAAAAAUAAUUGGCUUAAUUACCUCAACGGCUGUCGAUCACAGGUAACACAUGGAACUACUCUUAGUAAAAUACAUAAUUCGAAAAAAGCUAUCUAAGCUUGAAAGUAUAUUCACCGUAUACUCUAAGUUAAAUACUGUGAGAAACGCGUGGCUAUUUUCGUGAGUCGGUCGGUUUUCUCGGUAGGGAGAUGGGGACGCAAAUAUUGAAUGCGAAAUCAGAAGCCCGCGAUAACUUUCGUGGGAAAGUCGGGUUUCACGGUUAAGUGAACGAUCAACGCGAUGACGCGUUUAAUAAUGAACGAUCGUUGACGUAUAUGCAUUGCCCUUUCUAUGUGUCGUGUAUUUUCAUAUAACUAGUGGAUCAAAUCACCUACCAAAGAUGGCCCCAAAAUCCACGCCUUACCCUACCUACUAACAAAUAAUCCUUCCCGAGACAACUGUGGGAAUGCUGUGUAUCCCACGGUUUCUAGUAACAACAGUUGUCGAAUUAAUAUUCCUUUCCUUUCCCGAUGACCGUAAGGACGUUGUCGGUGCCGUUAUUGACUUUAUAAUAUUGAACUCUCGAAUUGUGCACAUUGAGAGUGUGUAGCUAGUACCAUUCAUUGGUUCUGUGUUCAACUUCGAUAGUUCUGGUCAAUCACGGAGUAGCAACUACGAUGCACCGAGAAAAUUUUCUACUCAAU